UUCAUCGCUCAAAAUAUUCGGCCAUGUUGUUUAGCGAAGCGGUCUACACUUGAUCGCGCUAAACACGUUUCGCGAUUUUAAUGUGACUUUUUGCUCUCUUUCCCUGACGUUUUGCGUUACAGCCGACUAAGAUGGAUAAAGUGGACCUUCUGUACAAAAAAUACGACGUCCUCGCGUCAGCAGGGGACAAGGUUUCCGAGCAUGAGAGCGACUACUUAGUCAUUUUGGAAUCCGUCAAAGGUACGCCGAGCGAGAAACGCCUGGCAUCGCAGUUCAUCGCCCGCUUUUUCAAAAGCUUCCCGCAUUUGUCUGAGAAGGCCAUUGACGCCCAGUUGGAUUUAUGCGAAGAUGCUGAUGUUGCCAUUCGAAAGCAGGCCAUCAAGGACUUGCCAAGCUUUUGCAAGGACAGCAAGGAGUAUGUGCCAAAGAUAGCCGACGUGCUGGCCCAGCUGUUGCUGACAGAAGACCACACGGAGUUGGUGGUGAUUCAGCACUCGCUGGUGACUCUCGUCAAGCUCGAUGCUCGGGGCACCCUCGGCGGAGUGUUCUCCCAAGUGGUGGCUGGGGAGGACUUGGUGCGGGAGCGGGCAAUCAAAUUCCUCUGCACCAAGCUGCCUUCCAUGGGUGUCGAUGUGCUCACCAAAGAGGUUGAGGAAUUCCUCUUUCAGGAGUGCUGCAAGGUGAUGCAGGAUGUGACAGGCCAGGAGUUCACGAGCCUGAUGCAGCUGCUGUCAGGGCUGAAGCUGGCCAAAACUAUUCCGGGUCAGCAGGCACUUGUGGACUUGGCCGCAGAGCAGGCCGACCUGGGCAAGCCGCUUGGGGAAACCGCAGGGGCAGGCGAUACAGCCUCCCGGGUUGAGGCCCUUGCAAAGCUUGUCCAGUGCAUACGGCAGGCUUUGCCCUACUUCUCGCCAUACGUGUCAUCAUCGAAGUUUGUCACCCACCUGUGUCAACAAGUGCUUCCUGGCCAGCCCUUGUUGGAUGCCGAGACCUUGGAACUCCUCAAACUGUUGGCUGAAAUGGUGCCCUUUGCCACAAACCUCUCAGCUGAGGAUCUGCAGGCAUGUCUCAAGCUGGUCUUUGAGAAGCUUCUGGAGCUCAUGCCGCUACCUCCGGCCGGGGAGGAGACUGAGAAUUCAUCAGACCAGCAGGCUGAGCCCGAGCUGCAGCUCAGCCACGUGGAGUGCCUCAUGUACGGCUUCCACCAGCUGGCAAAGCGCAACCCGCAGUUCCUCACCGCCGACGAAUCGGCUGAACGGCUCCGGGACUUCAAACUCAGGUUGCAGUACCUUGCACGUGGUGUCCAGGGCUACAUAAAAAAACUUCGCUUGGCGCUUCAAGGGAAAAAACCCUCCGAGCUGAAGUCAGAGGAGAACAAGUUGAAGGUUGCUGCCUUGAAGACCACGUCCAACAUUAAUGCUCUCAUCCGGGACCUGUUUCACGUUCCACCCUCUUUCAAGUCAACAAUCACGCUUUCGUGGAAGCCUGCCACCACAAAUGAGAAGACAGUUUCUGACAACGCUCAGACGCUUGCGACAGCAGGGGCAAAAGGAGAGAAGCGGCGCAUCAGUUUCCCUGAGGACACGAACAAAGGCACAAAGAGGACACUUCCCACGUCCAAAAACGAGCGUGAGCUCUACAGUCCUCCUGGCGGGAAGUACAGCACCAAAGUUCAGGGUUUCCAGAGUGAGCAGUGCCUGUAAACCGUGGCGGUGGCCGGGGCGGCUUCAACAGGUUCCGGGGCAGCAGCAGAGGCUGGCGGGGUCGGAUAUACUCGUGAGCAGGCCGAGGUGCUGGGGCCACACAUCCUCUCACAUCUCCUUCUCCCCUCUCUCACUCACCUGCGUCGCACGCUCACAUGCGUCGCUGUCGGCAUCCACGUCUUCUUCCAUUGUCAGCAUCUCCCCUACCCAUGUUUUCGUUGUGUCUGUGCGCUUGCCUACCUUGCGAUGCCUCUCCCCCCCUCUCACCUCUCAUCCGGUGUCCAGGUGUUAAAAGAAGGGAGGGCCAGAUGACAGAAGCCAGCCAACGCCACAUCUGUACAGCUGGCUCUCUUUUUUUUUUUUUUUUUAAUUUCCCAUGUGGCGUUGGCCCGUGCCAGAUCAAUGCGGCUGGCUGCAAUAUGUAGGUGACCUUCCAUUGCGGUUGCUCACUGGCUGUGAAUGAGGUGGCGGUGGUCUGUGGUUGGUUUGAGUAUUGGCGGUGCCUUUAGAAAGGCAGCGUAGCCGUGUGAAUGUGCUGCUCUGAGCCGUAAAGUUACCACUGCAUGCAGCUAAAGAAGUUGUAAGCGUAGAGCAGGUGUUCUCUGUUUCAGAAUUCGCUCAGCUGUUGUGUGCCGUCAUGUGAACAUCGUGUUAAUUAAAGCUGUGCUGCAUGUUUUAAUUUUAUUAUUGUGCAGGCACAUCGGGGCUCGUAUGUAUUCCUUAUUUUUAGGACUACUUUUCUGGCUUGCUCUUCGUGGUCUCAGCGAGGAACUAACGUGCAGUUUUCACAGUUGUGCCACCAGCGACAGCACCAACAGUUUUCGUUACACCAUUGUGCUGCUGGGAAGUGUUUUUUGAUCAUGUGAGAUCAAGUGUAAAUAGAGUAAGUUGUGCAGCGAGAUUGCUUAAAAGCCCACCUUAAUACUUGUGCGUACAUUCUUUUUCCUUUGUGCCUGCACUUGUAUUCUUUUAAGGAUGUAAAAACAGUAAAGAGACUCUGGUGGCCAAAGCUGCACAAUGCAGCUUUCGUGCAGCUUCACUAGUUGGCUUGCCAUUUAUCCACGGCACAGCGUCAUGUGCCUUGUUAAAAAUCCUGUCUGGUGAAAUUGUAGUCAUGGUGAGGUUGGGAUAAUGGUGAGUGGGACGAAAGGGGGGGAGAGGCGAAGCAGGUGAGUGAUUGAUCAGCCUUCCCUGCCGCGUGGGGCUUGCAAGUAUGAGGCUGGGGUGCCAUGAUCCACUUGUGGGGACAACCAAGCAGAAUACACCAAUUGGCUGGUCACUGGUGUUUGCCAACUUAGGGAACAAGGAAAGCUUCCUUGGUGUAGCAGUCUGCAUCAAAAUGUGAUGCUUCCGAGCUCAAAACGUUGGCUUAAUUUGUACGACAUCUGAAUAAAGUGUUUUUAAUGAAGCCCA
Dermacentor albipictus is the source of this 3116-nucleotide messenger RNA. It is a transcript of the gene cass, whose product is annotated as apoptosis inhibitor cassowary. Gene Ontology annotation, molecular function: RNA binding. The record is from RefSeq and is a predicted model, not a curated record. Gene Ontology annotation, biological process: negative regulation of apoptotic process. Gene Ontology annotation, cellular component: nucleus. Lineage: Eukaryota; Metazoa; Arthropoda; Arachnida; Ixodida; Ixodidae.